CCUCGUGAUCCAUCCGCCUCGGCUUCCCAAAGUGUUGGGAUUACAGGUGGGAGCCACUGCGCCUGGCCUAACCACCACCAAGAUUCCUAAAAGGCAAAUAGGAAGCAGCUGUGACUUAUUGGAAGGAAAGAAUGGCAGCAAGUCCUGGGGGAGCUGUGCCUGCACCAGAUCUCCCGCUAUUGAGGAUGACGCCAGGUCCUGGGAAAAUGAUACUGUCUUGGUCCAGCCUCCACCUCUUCGUCUCCAGAACUGAUGUUCCCCCUGUUAAAGGAGCUGAUAUGCUGAUGCCUGCCUUCGCUGGGAACGGUCCAGUCCUGCCCGCCUGGCGCUCAGCUCUGUGGAUCUCAGGGGAUGGAGUGGCAAUCUCAUUGCUCCCGCCUCUCCUGGCCCCUCUCGCCUUCUCCUCGAGACCCAGGUUAAGUGGGCAGAGGGCUCCGAGGGUCCCCUCCCGCCGUGGGAUUGCUCAGAGGGCUGGGUCCGCAGGCUGGCUAAAAGGACCUAGCCCAGGAUUGGGAGGCAGCGCCCUCCCCGCAGCUGGACAGACUCCAAAGCCCUCCCCGCAGCUGGACACGCCCAAAGCCCAGCAGGGGCGUGUCCGCGCGCUCACCUGCCAUUGGCCAGGUGGGGCCGUCGGCUGCCAGCAGUGCUUGUGCUUUAAGUGCGGAGCGGGUGGCUGCGGAGCCAGGCGCUGCGCAGGAUGGUGGACAGCGUGUACCGGACCCGCUCCCUGGGGGUGGCAGCCGAAGGGCUCCCGGACCAGUAUGCGGACGGGGAGGCGGCGCGCGUGUGGCAGCUGUACAUCGGGGACACCCGCAGCCGCACCGCCGAAUACAAGGCAUGGCUGCUCGCGCUGCUGCGCCAGCACGGCUGCCAGCGGGUGCUCGACGUGGCCUGUGGCACCGGGUGAGCCCAGGCCGGGGCCGGGGGCGUUGCAUGAGAUCGGGGUCUGGCUCAGCCUGUACCGCGCGGCCGCAGAACCACAGGGCCGGGCACGUCAGGGCGGCCUUUGCCAGCCUGGAACGGGUGGGACACAAGGGCCAGGAGCAGGUACCUGCCCGGCAGAACAGGCACUGCGAGUGCCCCUUGAGGCCAGGGGUCCGGGUAGCGGUGCGCAGGGAGAGGCCCCGGAGAAGGGAGACUGAGUGUGAGUGAGGGUGUGGGCAGAAAAAGUGAGCGUUCCUGAGGCUUUGGAGCCAGAGCCACAGACUGCAAAUAUUCCUCCUGUGAUGGCCUUGGGCAGUGUUAACAGUUAACAUUGCUCAACAUUCGCAUCUGCCAAGCCCAGUGCUAGGAGCUUUUGAUAAAUCAGUUUUUCAAACCGUCACAAAGCCCCAUGAAGUUAAGCAGUGAUAUUCUCUCAUUUACUACUGGGGAAGUAAGGCCUCAGCAAAGUAAAAGUCCCUCAUCAUCCAGUGAAAAGGAGCUAACAGGCCCGGGGCCCGGGUUGGUUAAGAUCUGUUCUGUGCUCUAUUUUUCUUUCUUUCUUUUUUUUUUUUUGAGACGGAGUCGUGCUCUGUCGC
This is a messenger RNA of Nomascus leucogenys (northern white-cheeked gibbon), 1520 nucleotides long. It is a transcript of the gene GNMT, whose product is annotated as glycine N-methyltransferase. Lineage: Eukaryota; Metazoa; Chordata; Mammalia; Primates; Hylobatidae. Gene Ontology annotation, cellular component: cytosol. The coding region runs from base 132 to 1142 and encodes 336 amino acids. The record is from RefSeq and is a predicted model, not a curated record. The transcript is spliced from 3 exons. Gene Ontology annotation, biological process: S-adenosylmethionine metabolic process; protein homotetramerization; regulation of gluconeogenesis. Gene Ontology annotation, molecular function: identical protein binding; glycine N-methyltransferase activity; glycine binding.